GUUUGUUUGUUUGUUUGUUUUGUUUGUACUUUUUUAGUGAUUAACUUGUUCUGACACUACAAUAACAUCAUGCCGGGUGAUUGGUACAGUAACGUAAUACACGGACAGCUUUGUGUCUUCAGAAUUUAGCAGAAAUCAAUAUAUGCUCCUGUAUCACCCUCGCUGUCACUUCUACAGGCCUGCACCUUUAAAAAACAGGCAAUGGCCACUUUGUAACCUGAUCAAGGCUUGAAUAAAUGAUGGAGCAGUAUCUGGGUUCACUAUUGCCACGGUUGUUGCUGUUUGCAUUUCUAAGGACAGAAACCAGCUGAACAAAGAUAAUCAGGCUGAAAGACAUUUAAACAGCAUCUUGCUAUUACUGACCCUAAGGAUGAAUCCUGAGUAUGACUACCUGUUCAAGUUGUUGCUGAUUGGGGACUCUGGUGUAGGAAAGUCGUGUUUACUUCUACGGUUUGCUGAUGACACCUAUACAGAGAGCUACAUUAGCACUAUUGGAGUGGAUUUUAAAAUCAGAACUAUUGAAAUGGAGGGGAAGACUGUUAAACUGCAGAUUUGGGAUACAGCAGGGCAAGAGCGAUUUCGAACAAUAACAUCCAGUUAUUAUCGAGGGGCACAUGGGAUUAUAAUUGUCUAUGAUGUCACAGAGCUGGAGUCUUUCAACAAUGUGAAGCAAUGGUUAGAAGAAAUUGACCGCUAUGCCUGUGAAAAUGUCUCCAAGUUGUUAGUCGGUAAUAAGAGUGAUCUUGCCUCAAAAAAGGUGGUAGACUUUACCACAGCAAAGGAAUUUGCUGAGUCACUCAAAAUCCCAUUCCUGGAGACGAGUGCCAAGAACGCAAACAACGUAGAGAAGGCAUUUUUAACAAUGGCCUCUGAAAUCCAGAAGAGGAUCGGGACAGACAGCGUUCAGAAUGAAGCAGUUAAAAUGGGAUCCAAAAUAAACAGUGCCCCCUUAUGGCCUGGUGGAGAGAAGUCAGUGGCUGAGGAGGUCAGCUCUUGUUGUUAGUGCUCAGUAUCUUUUAAUAUUUUUGUUUAUCAUUUUAUGUGUUUCUCUUUUUCCUUCUUUUUCAUUCUGAAUAUUAAAUAAGUCAUUGAUUUUAUGUUUCCAUGAGCUAAUGAAAGUUUUACAUGCCUUUUCU
This is a messenger RNA of Carassius carassius (crucian carp), 1136 nucleotides long. Its product is annotated as ras-related protein ORAB-1-like. Bases 371 to 1003 code for a protein of 210 amino acids. NCBI's taxonomy places the organism in Eukaryota, Metazoa, Chordata, Actinopteri, Cypriniformes, Cyprinidae. Gene Ontology annotation, molecular function: GTP binding; GTPase activity. The transcript is spliced from 6 exons. The record is from RefSeq and is a predicted model, not a curated record.